CUAUCUCUUACCUUUCCAGACGGUCGUGUCCGACAGUAGCAUCCGAGGGGGACUCUUCUGUUUAGAUAUAAAAGCUCUCCGGUUAAUUUUCCUGGGCUUGCAUCCGUAGCUUUUUUGAGACGCUUUUUCGUGUGACCAGAUUGUUAACAAGACACCACACGUACAACAUGCCUGGAAACAUCAUCCCAGAAGUACUGGACGUGCCGUUGCCGAGUGAGGCUCGCACUCGUCUUACGAAGCCUUUGGAGUACAGCGGCCUGUUGGACACAUACCAAAACUCGGACUUGACUCCGGUGAUUGGUCGUGAAUACCACGGACUUCAAGUGGCAGACGUACUUGCUGCGAAGAACAGUGAUGCCUUGGUUCGAGACAUUGCCGUUACCAUCUCGCAACGUGGUGUGGUUUUCUUGCGUGACCAGGAUGUAACGCCGCAGCAGAUGCAAGCAUUCAUGGAGCGCUUGACAACUCUCGCUGGUUGUCCCGAAUCAUCUGGUCUCCAUGUCCAUCCUCUGACAGAGGAAGGCAGCGAGCUUGGUGACCAAAUUAGCGUCAUCAGUUCAGAGAAGCAGAAGAAGGGCGGUGGUCUUACUCACCAGCUGAGUGACACCACCCGUCUGGCCAGUGCAGGAUGGCACUCCGACAUCACCUUCGAGCCGGUGCCUUCUGACUACGCAAUGUUGAAGAUCCAUACGCUACCUCAAACUGGAGGAGAUACACUUUGGGCAUCUGGCUAUGAGGUCUAUGACCGCCUGUCUCCUGCGUUAGCGACGUUCCUUGAGGGACUUACUGCGACGCAUGAGGCCAAAUUCUUCCAUGAAGAGGCUGCUAGACUAGGCAACCCACUCCGCACAACCAUCCGUGGCUCACCGCUUAACCAAGGACCGGCGUUAGAAGCUGUCCAUCCUAUCAUUCGUACCAACCCGGUGACAGGAUGGAAGAGUGUCUACGUGAAUCGCGGUUUCACACGUCGUAUCAAUGGCGUAACGAAAGACGAGUCCGACGUCCUUCUACAAUAUCUUUUCAAUCUUGUCACACAAAACCACGAUGCUCAGGUCCGUUUCAAGUGGAAUAAGAACGACCUCGCCAUCUGGGAUAACAGAUCAACGUGGCACACUGCGACUUAUGAUUAUGAAGCUGCAAGAGCGGGCGACCGGGUCUGCUCGCUGGGAGAGAAGCCAUUCCUUGAUCCUGCCUCAAGUAGCAGAAGAGACGCCUUGCGCUUUUCCUAGAUAAAUUCCAUGGCUGCUCAAUGACGAAUUACGAAGUGAGAACAUUGUGGGCAUUGGCUCUGUGCACGGUGUGCAACCCAACGCGUCGUGAUGCUCGUAGGCGGCUUGUUCAUCACCUUCGCCCACAAUUCGGGAGCUGCACAGCAGCAUAUGAGUGUAGCUAGGUCGUACGUUGAACUCCAAGCGAGUUGAGAGUGCUGACGAGGGUGUCAACUCGAUGAUAUACGUGCUGCGUCGAUGUGUCGCACAGGAUCAUCGUAGAGGUUUUCGGCAGGCUUCGACCCCGACUUCGCUUGGUUCCCGUGACUUACUUUUCCGUCGACUUUGCCGAAGAAUAUUAUCUAGCCACUUCGUUCGGCCAACAUGCCA
Molecule: messenger RNA, 1598 nt
Organism: Aureobasidium subglaciale EXF-2481
Lineage: Eukaryota; Fungi; Ascomycota; Dothideomycetes; Dothideales; Saccotheciaceae
Exons: 5
Coding region: 168-1229 (353 amino acids)
Cellular component (GO): cytoplasm
Molecular function (GO): 2-oxoglutarate-dependent dioxygenase activity
Source: RefSeq, a predicted model, not a curated record